UAUGUUGUAAAGAUUAUGAAUACGAUUCAGCUGGUGGGGAGCUGAGAAAGCAGUAUCUGCCUUCAUAGGCUUAAAUGUACACAUGUAUGCUCUCACCUGAAUUUCCUUGGCUCUUCUUUCCUCUCUUCCUAACUAGAUCUGUGGCGGCAGCGAUGGAAAGCUUCAGACGGCAGCUUGCUUGGGAACUGCUGGGCGGAAGCUGAAUAGUGGAGCAGCUUACCAGACUGUUUCUGUCUCCUAUUUUUUCUUCCUUCCCCUCAGGACAAGGUUUAUAUUUAUCCAACAACAAUGAAGGUCCUUCUGGUUUUUGAUUUUGACCAUACAGUUGUAGAUGAAAACAGUGAUACUUGGAUUGUGAAAUGUGCACCAGCUUCCAAGCUUCCUGAUGAAAUUAAAAAUUCCUAUCGAAAAGGAUACUGGACAGAAUAUAUGGGCAGAGUCUUCAGAUACCUGUGGGACAUUGGCAUAAGAGAAGAUGAGAUGAAAAGAGCUAUGACAGCAAUCCCUUUUACUGCAGGAAUGAAAGAGCUGCUAGAUUUUAUUGGCAAGCACAAAGACAUUUUUGACUGCAUAAUUAUAUCGGAUUCCAAUGCAAUAUUUAUUGAUUGGAUUUUAAAAGCUGCUGAUGUAUCUCAAGUAUUUGAUGAAGUGUUUACAAAUCCCGCCAGUUUCAAUGACGGUGGCUCUCUCACUGUGCAGAAUUGUCACGCUCAUGAUUGCGCAAAGUGUCCUGUAAACCUCUGCAAGAGAAAAGUCUUGGAAGACUUCCUAGAACAUUUAAAGCCCAAGGUGAAAUACUCACAAGUUAUAUAUAUAGGCGAUGGUGGGAAUGACCUGUGCCCAGUAAUGUGUUUGAAAAAAAGCGAUGUUGUUAUGCCAAGACAAGGGUAUAUGUUGGAGAGCUUGAUUUCUCAGUUGUCUCAGAAUCUUGUUCCCAUGGAGGCAUCGGUUGUCGUCUGGUCAUCUGGAUUUGAGAUACUGGCCUACUUAGAAGUACUUACAAAAGGAUAGAACUAAUUAAUACUGGGUGGUGCUUUCUGAAUCUUACAGCAGAAUCGUUUCUUUAUGAAUGUUAGAAAAAAAUAACUUUGUUUAUGCUACUUUGAUUCACUGUCUUCCCUUGUGCAAACUCGGUGGGGUGGGGUUCCUGAGAAAGGAGGGAAAUUCAUCAAAAGCAGCAGAUGCCGAAGGUUGCAUUUCUAUAGACACUUACCAGCAAGUCCCGUUGAACCCUAGAGGGCUUACUUCUGAGUAGACAUGUAUAGGAUUGCACUGGAAGUCGUCGUUAAAUGUACUUGCCAUGUAAUAGCUAUGUUACAAUGAGAUAAGCUGUCGGUAGGGUAUGUUUCAUGAGAUGUAGAAACUUUUUCCCCUCUAAUUAUCUGAUGGAGAGGAGAAAUUUAGCAAGAGCUAUAGCUAGCGUUGCACUGUGGUGCCUCAGUGCCACGUUCAGCAACAGCUAUCCAUUUAAGAUGAUAGGUAUCCCUAUGAGCUAACUUUUAAAAGAUUGUUAAUAUCAUGUGAGUUGUGGCUUUGGCUUUUGGUCUUGUGAACAUCCCUCACCCGGAGCGCCUUGCAACCAUUACAAUUCAGCUGCUAUUUGCAAGAAACGUAAAACUUCCACACUAUGUGAGUAACAAGCCAUUUCUGUAUAACCUUCUGAAGCUCUUUCUUGAGGGAGAGUUGCUUCCCUUAGUCACAAAAUCAGCCUAGAAACGGGGGCUAAUUUUGUCGCACGCACAUCUCAUCCCAACGUGGCUCUUUUACAUUAUUUAGCAAACAGCCAGCGUAAUUCAGUAUCGACCACUAAUCACAAAGUGAAAGCUGAUACCGUGUGUAGGCAGCAUUAACAAGGAAUAAAUGUGAGCAACGCUUGAAGGUUUCCUGUUGUCUGACUUCACGUGCCCAUGCAGUGUCUGCUUUAAUUGCAUAUGCCCUGUAAAUAAGUUAAAAGAGAUGAUGGAAUGAUACCUGUACUCCUUGUAACAGGUAAAAAAGGUGCUUCAUAUUAAUGCAGCCUUCCAUGUUUGCUUGGAAGUAAUUCUCGGUAAUUUCAAUAGGAUUUACUUCCAUGUAUGUGUGCAUAGGAUUGCAGCCUUUAAACAAGUCAGUUUUGCUAAAACAAGUGUCCUGUGUAUGAUAAUGUUGGAAAGGAGAAUGUAUCAAUCUGAUGCUGAUGCAUCUUAAUGAAAGUUCCUGUUACUGAGACACCAUGUUUUGUACCUCUUUGUAAUACCUCUGAGGAUAUUUACCCAGGAGUUUGUGGUCCAUCUUCCUAUGGCAUUUUAUUAGCAUUAGAAUGGUGUGUCUGAAAUGAAGGGUUUGAAAAGUGGCAUAUAUUGAUAAACAGUAUUGUGUUGACCAAACUUUUACCCUAUUGUGAAAGGUGAUUGUGUUAAAAUGUUUUGCUUAAUAUGUGGAAAAAAAUAUUUAGAUAAAUUGGUUUUCCUUCCAGUUUUUGAAAGCAUACACGAAGAGUAAAGAGCAUAACCUGGUAGGCUUCCAGAUUCUAGUAAUUUGGUGGCAAACAUCCCUUUGACAAGUUUACUUAGCAAUCUGCUAAAAUUCAAAUAUUGAGGUACAGUGAUCAGUGGAUUUCCUUGAAGAUCCAUUUCUUGCCCAGUUGUUAUUUUGUCUGCAUACAAUGUGCCUGCUGCGAUUUUUGGAGUAUGUAUAUUCUUUAAAAAUAAGAAAGAUAUAAAUUUAAUUUAUCCUGUUUGUAGUUUUGUAUUUAAGGAUUCAUGCUUAUAUAAAGAAUACUUAAUUAAAUAUUUUAUUAAGUAACUACAUUA
Molecule: messenger RNA, 2792 nt
Organism: Lacerta agilis (Sand lizard)
Lineage: Eukaryota; Metazoa; Chordata; Lepidosauria; Squamata; Lacertidae
Gene: PHOSPHO2
Product: phosphatase, orphan 2
Exons: 2
Coding region: 289-1011 (240 amino acids)
Molecular function (GO): phosphatase activity
Source: RefSeq, a predicted model, not a curated record